AGGUCAGAUUCUUAAUCACUAUUCCGUGUUCUUCACUGCAACCUUCUUUUGCUUUAUAUUGAAUUUUACUUCCGUUUGAUAUUGGAAAGUACAGAACUUUAUUAAUUGUUUUACUUUGCUUAUGCUAUUCCGCUAAUUACAUUCCCAGAAGUAUCUACAAAACGAGCAGUUCGUUCAGUUUCGUGUGCUUCAGCGUCUUAUCAGAAACAUUUGCCCAUUACAAAGAUGGCGGAGGCUGUCUCACGUGACAGAACCAACCUGACAAUAACACUGUACAUCAAAAAGAGCUGAAGCUGCGGUCGUCUUGCAUACAAUGGCUGCCUCAUCAUCGUCGUCAUCAGCCGGAGGAGUGAGUGUGAAUUCUGUCACUGGCUCUGGCUUUAGUGUUUCAGACCUGGCACCACCGCGGAAGGCGCUCUUCACUUGUCCCAAGGCUGCCGGAGAGAUGUUAGAGGAUGGCUCUGAGAGAUUCCUGUGCGAGUCCGUCUUCAGCUAUCAAGUUGCGUCCACCCUGAAGCAGCUGAAGCACGGUGUCAUCUUUGCAGAUCAGCAAGUCUCGCGCCUGGAAAAGCUAGCCGGCUUGGUGGAAGAGUUGGAAGCAGACGAGUGGCGAUACACACCCAUAGAGCAGCUCCUGGGCUUCACACCAUCCUCGGGAGGAAAGUGACUCCUAAUGCUAAAGAUGUCUCUCUACAGCCAUUACUAAUCCUACACAACAUACGUCCAUUUGUAGCCCUGUCAGCGGGGGAAUUUAAUAUUUAUGUAUUCACCAUACACAUAAAACCCAGACAGUUUUUUUAUAUAUAUAGUUUCUAUGGGAUUUGCAGUCACUGUAUAACAUUAUCCUCAGCAUGUAGCAGAAAUAAAGCUAAACAAUGACAUCUUGUACAAUGUGAGCCCCAAUACAGUUGCCCACAAUAUGAUUUACCCACUGCUGCAAUGAUGGAGUUGAUAAAAAAAAAAAGUCUUGUACCGGGCCUUGUGAUAUUUGUGUAUUAGAGUGAUUUUUGCCAGUUUCUCUCUGCUUUGACCGUUUCUUUUUGUAAUGUGUUUUUGUACAAAUAAAGAUAAUUGUUGUUAACAAACAUGCAAUAUUCAGGUACACUUUGUAUUUUGCAUAAGAAAAUAAAACUUUCUGUUCAGUGA
Bombina bombina (fire-bellied toad) is the source of this 1146-nucleotide messenger RNA. It is a transcript of the gene ANAPC16, whose product is annotated as anaphase promoting complex subunit 16. Gene Ontology annotation, biological process: protein ubiquitination. Gene Ontology annotation, cellular component: anaphase-promoting complex; kinetochore; cytosol. Bases 314 to 667 code for a protein of 117 amino acids. The transcript has 4 exons. The record is from RefSeq and is a predicted model, not a curated record. Lineage: Eukaryota; Metazoa; Chordata; Amphibia; Anura; Bombinatoridae.